Messenger RNA from Sorghum bicolor (sorghum), 837 nucleotides. Its product is annotated as E3 ubiquitin-protein ligase SINA-like 10. NCBI's taxonomy places the organism in Eukaryota, Viridiplantae, Streptophyta, Magnoliopsida, Poales, Poaceae. The transcript has 2 exons. Gene Ontology annotation, molecular function: zinc ion binding. Bases 1 to 837 code for a protein of 278 amino acids. The record is from RefSeq and is a predicted model, not a curated record.
AUGGAGACGGGCGAGCAAAAGGACAGCAAGAAGGCGAGAGUAGAUCCGCCACCGGCUCCUUUAGUGCCGCACUGUAUGGUGAGCAUUGACAUGGCCAAGCUCCAGUGCCCCGUCUGUACCCACCCCUUGAAGCCUCCCAUCUUCCAGUGCGCCGCCGGGCACUUGGCUUGCGGUGCCUGCCAUGGCCAGCUCGCCGACAAGGACCGGUGCUACAGCUGCGCCAACCCCGGUGGGUACAGCCGCAACUUGCCGCUGGAAGACGUCGUCCGCUCCACCAAGGUCUGGUGCCCCAACUCUCCAUACGGCUGCAAUAGCCCCAUGAUGAUCUUGCACGAGAUGGACGACCACCAGCGCAAGUGCCCACACGCGCCCUGCCGCUGCCCGGAGCCCGGCUGCGCCUUCGUCAGCUCGGCGGCGUGGUUCGGCUACCACCUAAUGGUCACGCAUUCCUGGCCCGUGAACAGCAUCGGCUACGGCAAGGCAUGCCAACUCCAGCUGCCGGAGUCAAAGCCGCGGUGCCUGCUGGCGGCGAUGGAGGACGGGCGCUUGUUCGUCGUGUCCGUGGCGGCGCUCCGCGACAGCGUCUCGCUGGUGUGCCUCAGGGCGAAUGCCGCGGCGGGGCCGCACUACACGUGCAAGAUGUGGGCGACCGGGAGCGCGGCCGCGGCGUCCGGCAAGGUACCGACCGUCUCGGUGGAGAUGGAGGUGCCGAGCAGCGCGGUGGCCACGGGCAUGGAGGCCAAAGUCGCGGCAGCACUAGCUGUGCCGCGCAAGAUGCUGCACGGGCCAUCCAAGGAGCUGCACCUCAACGUCAGAAUCGACAAGGUGCAGACAUGA